UCCUUUUGGGCACACAAUUUCUCCUUGCUGCCUGUGGAUCAGGAUGUAGAUAGAAGUCUCAGCCUCCAGCACCACAUCAGCCUGGAUGCUGCCGUGCUUCCUGUCAUGAGGAUAACGGACUGAACCUCUGAAACUGCUUUGCGCACUCCGGUAGGGGAGAGAUGACUUUCCUUACCGGCUGCUGAGGCGCAAGCAACUCAACCUAGGGCUACGCCGCGCCAGUGACCUGCGACAGUGGACGCCUCCUCCUAGCCCGGCUCGCGGCAGGUCGCACCUUUCCCGCCCGCAGCCCCACGCGCGGUUCGCAGCGAACUACACUUCCCGGCAGGACGCGGCGCGCGCACGCGCACGGGGGCCUCCGCCAUGGCGACAGUGCUGUCCAGGGCGCUCAAGCUCCCGGGAAAGAAGAGCCCAGACCUCGGCGAGUACGACCCCCUCACCCAGGCUGACAGUGAUGAGAGCGAAGAUGAUCUUGUGCUCAACUUGCAGCAGAAGAACGGAGGGGUCAAAAACGGGAAGAGUGCCCUGGGAGACCCUCCGGAGCCUGACUCGGAUGCGGAUGUGGCUGGGGCCGCAAAGCCGCACCUUUCAGAAGUCACCCCAGAGGGUUUCCCCUCAGAACCCCUUGGGGGUCUGGAGCAGAAGGCCACCUCUUCCCUGGUGUCGUAUGUGCGCACGUCUGUCUUCCUGCUGACACUGGUGAUCUCCAUGGUUCUGGUACUGCUCUGCGCCUUCCUCAUCCCCUGCCCUCCCAGAGACCUGCAUAGCACUUGGAGCCGGCGCCUGGGCUCCCCGGGAGGCCCUUUUUGUUUCAUUAUGUGUACGCCAGGCGGGGACCUGUCUCCCCUGGAGUUGGCUGAUGUGAAUAGAGAUGGCCUGCGGGACGUGCUUCUCACCUUUGUGACAACCAGGAAUGGGACUGAAGGAGGUGGCGGUUCACAACCAACUGCAGAUCUCGUGUGCCUUUCGGGGAUGAACGGCAGCACCCUGUGGUCCAGCCCCCUCCCGGAGGAGGCUCAAGAUGUCAUAUGCUUAGAUCUGAUACCAGGAAGCGUGGCCAAAACCAUCUGCCUCGUGACAGGGACUCGCAAGAUGCUCCGUGCAUUCAAUGCAACGUCAGGGAAAGUCCUCUGGACUCUAAACCCAAGCCACCUGUCCAACGGUACCUUGGCCGCCCCGGUUGUGGUGCUGCCAGACCUGGAUGAAGACGGGGUCAGAGAUCUGGUGGUGCUGGCUAUUGGAGAACUGCAGCCAGAUCUGUGUUUUCUGCUGGUAUCUGGCCGGACAGGGAGUCCUGUGGGCCGACUUGUGAAGUAUAACGUCGUGGGAGUGGGGAAUCUGAUUGGUCCCCAGGUUUACACCACCGCCAGUGGAGCUGUCUACAUACUGUUCGGCUUUGGAAACAUAGAAGCUGUCGCCCUGCGGGACAUUUUUGUUCAGGCCCAAAAUCGAGACAGCUCACCACCCUCUCUGCAGAUAGAGGAGCCGGAAUGGGAGAAGCACAGAUCUGUCAAUCUUUCUGAGCUCAUCGAUGUUUACAGUGAUGGAGUUGAGCUUCUCCAGUUGGUGAAGGCCCCAGAUUCCAACAGCAGCAGCCUCCUGAUUACAACUAGACAAGGCCUGGUCCUGCUUAGGGGCCGAGAUCUUCUGCCUCACUGGAAACUGAACCUUCAAGGCCUACGCAGCCAGCCCACUCCGGGGUAUUUCACUGACGACCAGACACUGGACUUCCUCCUUCAGACACAAGACGGAAAUGGAAUGAAAAAGAUGAUGGUGGUAGACGGAGCUUCCGGCGCCAUCGUCUGGAGUUACAGUAUCCCAUGUAACAUGAAGGAGACGCCAACCACUUCUGCAAUUACUUCAGACCAGAAGUCUGUCUUCCUCUUCUGGGCUGAAGCGCUGACUGCCGCAUCUCUCAGCUCUGACGACAGUUCAGGAGCCGAGCCUCCCGGCCUUUACCACCUUUACCUCCUGCACCCAGCCUUCCCCUCUAUCCUCCUGGACCUGAGCAACACCACUGGCAUAGUGACAGCUUCGGAGGUUGGAAUCAACGACAUCUGGAAAGAUGCCUUUUAUGUCACCAGGACAACAGGGAUGAGCCCUGAAGGACACCCUACCUCUCUGGUGGUCAGCAAGCUUAGCCUGCGCUGGGCACUCAUGGAAGGCCAGAUGGUCCAGCUGAAGGAGACCACCCCUAAAAUUGGCCAUGGGGAACUGCGAAGAUUCCUAUCUAGGAUAAAAUUUGUUGAUUCUCCCUAUCAGAUCUAGUGAAAUGGAAUUCUUCAGACUCAGAACUAUAGUGACUGGCUCCUGUCUCUCCUGUGUCAGUUCUCUCGAGAGAGGAUGACUUCGGGGCCGUGCAGCACUUGGGAUCAGUGUACUUUGGCAGCCUGUUGGAGCUGAGAUGUAGCGUGAUCCGCUUAGCUGGGGAAUCUCAUGACCUUCCUGUCCCUGCACUAACCCCUUCUCUGGAGAACUCUGUGUGGAUACUUUGGAAAUGUGAAUCUUAUAGCUGUUUUAAUUUUUUUUGUACCUUUAAUUUAUAAACCCUUGCGGGGAAAUCCAGUGGCCUACAAGCAGGAUUAUGUUGUUUUGCCUUAGGCCCUAUGUGUGUGUGUAUGUGUGUGUGUCUGUGUUGAACAAUUAUUUUUGAGAUAUGCCCCAAGCUUCAGGGAUUCCGUUUCUUGUCCUUGUGAAGUUUGUCUGGCUUGGCCAUCUUGAUGUGUCUGGAUGGCCCUCUCUCUGGUCCUGAGGGUCAAGCCCUGCUGUUUUCCCUCUGUCUAUACUGUGGUUCCUUUUCAACUCUAGACAGCAGUGAGAAACACAUUAUGAUGGGGCUAGUUAUCCAGGAUGCUCAUCUGUCUCCUAGACUCGCCACCUGUUGCGUGCUCGUGAGGACAGACAUGCUCCUAUCACAGAGGGAGCAAGGGGAAGACUUUGCAGGACUCCUGUGACCAGGUCCUUGUGUCAAGCUCUUCGAGCUUCGAUGGCUCUGCAGCUAUGACCUUUGAUUCUGCAAUAAUGAUAGAGGGUUUGCAUGCACACUGUCCUCAGCCUAAAGGUCGGAAGUCCCACGGCUUUGUCCUGCCGCAGCUCUGCCCUCUUGCUCUGAGCCCUCUCUGGGGCAUCUCCAUCUCCUCCUGCUUCCUCUUAUAUUCAGGGAUCUUUUUCUGGACUUUUGCUCCUUGGGUCUGGUAUGCAACCUCGCUGGCCCAUGUUCUUCCCUCCUUAUAGAGCUUUGAAGCAUAUUCUGAGAAAGUUCUCAUGUAAAUACUGUAACUUUUUAUAAUGACCAAGUUCUUUAGAAUUAUUCCUAUCCUUUUUUGCCCCCUUCUAUGUAAAUGUGUGACUUCUUUUAACUCUUUCAAAUGUCUGUGUCAUUAUCUGAUGUGCUGUCUGUUCUCAUGGUGACCAAUGAACACACACUUCUUGAGGGGAAACCAGAUUCUCUCUUCCCUUGGGUGGGUGUGUCUGCUUAACUCAUGUUAAUAAAGAAAUCCCAGAAACUAGACUCUAGGUUUAAGGGGCUAUCUACGGAUUGCCCACCAUAGGUGUUAUGGGUGACAGAGGUCGGUCCUUGGUCCGUCCUACAGGUCGGCCUCACCAGACUUGUUGGUACGUCUGCCAGAAGAGCAGAAAAGCAUAUUUGGAAGUCAUAUGGGACCAGGUUGACUUUGGGCAGGGGAACAAUGAGUAGGAUCUUUUAGAGUCUGGAGAUGAUUCUAGGUUAUUUCUAGUAAGUUGAAUUUCUGCCAGUAAACGAGCUUAGCAUAGAGUUUGGAUUGUGGACUAGCUUUCAGAGGACCGGCAUGUCAGAUGGGUGGUGGUCCUAUGGCCUGAUCGAGCCUCUGUAGGCACAGUGUUCUCAGCAGGGUGGAUGUUCUCGGAGAAGGCAGCCCGUGCUGGAAGGGCUAAGAUACAAAGAUGCCCCAUGGAGACAGGUUUGGGUGGUGCUGCUCGGGCUGGAAGCUGUUUAUGCUGGUUGAGUCUUAGCCGAGGGGGAGCGCCACGGACAGGACCACUGAAUUCUUCGUGUUUUGGUAGAUAACAUCCUAACUUCUCACUAGAAGUGUGAAUCGCCUCCUUGCUGAAUGCAACGGACACUCUAGGCUUACUUCCUGUUGCAGCUGGUACAGAAAGGUAGCUGAGGGUUGAGAUGGCUUCAUCUGGCCUCCUGUCAAAUGCCUCUCUAAACGUCCUCCUCCAUGCAGACAAUAGCGCACCCAGGUAGCCAGGAUAGGAAGCGUUCAAUGUGGGGGGCCCACAGAACCAACCUGAGCACUCCUCAGUAAUAGUGCUGUCUGCAGGGCAAGGGUCUCCCCGCCUCUCCCUUCCUUCCUUUGUAAGCCCUCCCUGCUCUGCUCCUCACAACAUCUUCACCAGCCCCCGAACGGGUGGUGUGGUGAUACCAACUAACCCCAAGGAGGAGAAUUGCUGUCCACGUUACCUGCAUUGAGAAGCAGCCCAGGGGUUGUUGCCAGGAAGUACCGUUUAAAAUGUGAACUGCUACAGAACAAAUAAAUGCUGUGUACAGGAAUA
This is a messenger RNA of Mastomys coucha (southern multimammate mouse), 4539 nucleotides long. It is a transcript of the gene Fam234b, whose product is annotated as family with sequence similarity 234 member B. Lineage: Eukaryota; Metazoa; Chordata; Mammalia; Rodentia; Muridae. The transcript has 14 exons. The record is from RefSeq and is a predicted model, not a curated record. Gene Ontology annotation, molecular function: protein binding. The coding region runs from base 364 to 2268 and encodes 634 amino acids.